Messenger RNA from Owenia fusiformis, 478 nucleotides. The record is from the annotation of a GenBank genome assembly. NCBI's taxonomy places the organism in Eukaryota, Metazoa, Annelida, Polychaeta, Sabellida, Oweniidae.
GCAUGUUAAUGACUUGUCCUUCUGUUUUCAACAUAUCAGAAAUAUGCCUUUGUUUCUAGGCUAUUACUGUGGCAACCAACUGCCAAGUGGGGAAUGUGACGCAUGGUAUAACUGCCCCAGUAGCAUUACAACCCCUGACUUCAUCAUCUGCCCAGAGGGUCAAUACUGCACUGAAAGCACAGUAAACCAAAUCCAGUGCCCAAUUGGGACAUACAGCAAUGUAAGAAUGAAGAAUGAUACAAAAUGUUUCCCAUGUCCUGGAAACUUUGAGACUGAGGGUUUUUUAAAACCAAGGUGUGAUCCUGGAUACUAUUGUCCAAUAGGCUCAAUAUGGAGUGGUGCCCGAGCGACUGUCUGCCCAGUUGGACAUAACUGCUCUGAGGGAACUUGCCCGGGUCCUAUCCCCAGCAAAACCAACAACUAUGUGAACUACACCCAGGAUAUGAAGUGCUACCUCUGCCCCCCAACACCUUCAGGU